UGUCGUAGCCCUGCAGUACAAAACCACUCCGCAGUAUUCAGCAUCUCAAGCUCGUCAGUUGUAAAUUGGAAACAAAAGCGAAAACAUGUGGUUGAAAGUGGUACCCAUCUUAAGCUGGUUUUGGAUAGUGGACUGUGCUACACAGAUCGGCUUCUUCACACCGCAAUAUGCCAUUUUGGACCCUUCAACAGGCCGAACGAUUCGGCAGAAGAUCAGCAGGGAUCAGAUACAACAAUAUCGAGAAUUGGCCAUUUCUCAACGAGAAGGCAGAAACCUGAGACCGGAACGAGAAAUCAGCUCCCAUUACUUGUCUCCCCUUGGAGAUGUUGUUAACGAGAAGGAAGCUACCAAGCGAUUCCAGAAACGCCAACGUGAUAAGAAACAGCGCUACCAGUUGCCGCUUAGUCCGCACAAACCCAAUCCGACCUAUUUUCACGAAGGUAUCGGUGACCACGACUCUGGUCUUCUUACCAACUCUAUCCAUCAAGAUCCUGAAAGUUACUCUCCCGCAUCUACCCCCACUUUCUUGAGGAACACAAAUGUGCCCAACAUAUUUGACAGUCUGAAAAGUACCGCCUUCUCGGACUUCGGAUCCGGCUUUUUCCCUUACGCGGAACUCUCUGCUGACUCCGUCCCAACCUCUCCACGGGUUGAACGAAAUCCCUUACCUGUUGAAGAGUAUACUUUUGUAGAGGCCCCGACACUUUCAUCUUAUCAGACCCAAAACAAUGAAAAUCAAUUCAAUGGUAACCAACCUGCCUACAAAUGGAGACAAAGGUAUCCCAUCUAUGGUCGCCGAAAAAGGAGUGCCCAGUCUGACAUCUUUGAUGAUUUGUCCGAUGCUGGUCGCCCACAGACCAGGAGACAAACAUCUUGGGUUCUCUUGGACCCGCUCACUGGGCGCCCUCGCAAUAACCCUUACAAGGCUGAGCCCACAUCCUUCCAAGAUGAGUCCUUCUUGAGCCAACCCAGCCAACGAGUCACUCGAUUCCAACCUUCACCCUUGCUUGACGAAGACGUCGAUAGCUUCCCCCAGAACGACUCUCGGGAAUCCGGCAGAUAUAACCGCCAGGGGGCGCCUAUCUACAGAUAUUACAAAAAAUACCCAUAUUCGGGUUGAUCGUGCCAACACUUGGCAAUCCACAAUCCAAAACAUAUUUAUUUACUAUUUAUCUGACUUGUUUCAAUGAUAUUUUUUAAUGAAUAAA
Tigriopus californicus is the source of this 1208-nucleotide messenger RNA. RefSeq lists its product as uncharacterized. NCBI's taxonomy places the organism in Eukaryota, Metazoa, Arthropoda, Copepoda, Harpacticoida, Harpacticidae. The transcript is spliced from 5 exons. The coding region runs from base 86 to 1120 and encodes 344 amino acids. The record is from RefSeq and is a predicted model, not a curated record.